AUGGAAGAACCAAGUUUCACAGACGAGGUGAAAGGUUGGUGGGAUUAUCAAAAUGUGUACAAUGAUCUCUGUGCAGAAUUUCUGGAGAAUGAUAAAGUGUUCCACGAAUUGAAAAAGGAAAACUUUGACGGCUUUUUUGCUGAGCAAAUUAAUCUCUGUGGAUUUGGAUAUGCUCACGCGUUGGGUAUCCAGAGACGUUUUUUGAUUUCCAGCUGUCCAUUUGCUGCCCCUGUCUACAAUUUUACUGGUCUACCGAUGCCAACUUCGACAGUUCCAUUUGCUGCCGACAUGAGUGCUGAUCCAUCGUAUUACGAGCGUGCGAGAAACUUCUUGGUCGCCGUUGUUACCAAAGCCGACUUUCCAUCCCCAGCUAGCAUUGCAAGCAACUUUGAUGUCAUUUUCAUUGCCACCGAUGAAGUGAUUGACAUUUCUACCACUACAUUGCAAACGAUUGUUCAUGUUGGAGGCCUUGGUGUUGAUGACGAUGUCACCGAGAUGGACAAGGUGUUUUCCUAUGAAAUGGAGAAAGGGAAACUUGGAGUUAUCUACUUCUCUCUCGGCACUAUAGCAAAUACCACUAAAAUUGAUAACAAAGUUAUGAAUAUUGUCAAAAAAUUCCCAGAUUAUCACUUCAUAAUCAGAGCUGAUAAAUACGAUAUUAGUACGAGACAGCACGCAAUGGACGUUUCGAAUGCAUUUGUAUCUGAUUGGCUACCGCAAACUUCUAUGCUUCAUCACCCCCGUCUCAAGUUAUUCAUUACUCAUUCUGGAUACAACAGCAUUGUAGAAGCUGCACGAGCUGGAAUUCCACUAAUUAAUAUCCCAUUCAUGUUUGACCAGAACUUUAUGCCGUUUGCCGGUCGAUCCAGAAGUCCGUCUCCAGAAAUCCCAGAAGUCCCGCGUAUUAGAGUACCUCGUGCUCCACCACAAUUCAUUGGUUACGAAGUUAUUAACAGGCAGUAUUUGCAAUUCAAUCCCAACCCACUUGAUACCGAACCGAACACCGUUCAUGUUGCCCUGUUGAAUGAGUAUCAUGACUAUUUACGUCUCACAAGUCAGAUGACUUUUUGGAAUCAGUUCAGUCCAUCACCGUGGGAAAGUGGCGGAGGAUUUGCUGAGUUGUACGACGCACUGGGAACUAAGAGUUCAAAGAAAAAAACUGUGAACUUAAUUUGUUUGAAUGAUAUGGGAAAAUUGGCUUCAAGAAUUAAAAUAGUAUUUGAAUCACUCAUCACGCUUCUCUCCACAUUGGAAGAUACACAUCUCAUUCUCUUAAAACUUGUGAAUCUACCGGACGUCAACACUGUUCAUCUCUAUAAAAUGCAAGCAUAUGUUUCAGAAGGAUUCAGUAAAAUUGGAGAGAAGAUUAUCUGGAUCGUCUAUUCCGAUUUUGAGGCAUCAGAAGCAGGAAAACUCUCGGAAAACAUCAUGGAUGGGGGUAGUGUUCCUAUAAUUGACACGAUGCAUGAGGAGAGUUUUCUCAACAACCGAAUGAUCAAUUGCUGCUUCAUAACAACAUAUGCCGGAGUCCUCAGCUCUGUUUUCAAAAAAGGGGCAAAAUGGUUUACAUUUGUGACCCCCACUAUCGGAACACCAAUCAACUCAGAGACACCUGAACUUCUUGAAUCUUCAGAAACUUCAUCAGAAUUCGAUUCAAUUUCUCUGGACACCCAAGACGUUACAUGCUCGGUCGAUUCGUUGGUAAAUGAUCGACCGGUUGGGCGCAUUCGCACUAGAUUAACUCAAAAACAACGUCGGGAGAUGGCUCGUUUAGCAAAAGAAAGAACAAUGUCGCACAAUCAGAAAACCGAUAACUUUUUCAAAUUCGUAUGUUUCUUUUUUGGAGCGAAAGGAGAAUUGGAAGCAGUAAAAUAUGAAGAAUUUCAAAAACCACUAUCAAGCCCAAAAGAGUGGAAAAAACGCAGUGGAUAUAAUCGCCGUAAAAAUAGCCUAAAAGUAUCGCAAUUGCCACCGAAACAGAAAGAGCCGAUUAUCGUUGAUGAAGACGGAUUUCAAGUGGUAACAAAAAAGAAAGCUGCCAGACUCCGACCCCAAACAGAGCCUGUUGUGAAGAACAAUAAAAAGAAGAACAAGCCAGUGAAACCUUCCGCAGCGACAAUCAUCCAUGACAUGAAAUCGUAUUAUAGCAUUACCGAUCCAAUGGUAGAAAUGGAAGACGAGGAAUACGAAGACACCUUGUGCUCGGAAACUCCAGAACCUACGUACCAGGGAUCUGAUGUUGAAGUUCUAGAAGUUCACCAACUACCGGAUAAUCUCAAAAUGUAUUCCGUGAAAGACCAGGCACAAGAAUACAAAAUUCGAGAGGGAGAAGAUGGAUAUGCAGCAAUCAUUCAUUAUAUCUCACAAUUCCUGCUCAUCAUGUUCUUCAUGAUAUUUGUUCCCUUCUCGAACGCCGUCAACUAUCUUUGGCAAGACUGUAACUCACCACAGCCAUUGGAAAACUGCCAACACCUCGACGAAAAUAUAGCUAAAUUUCCUAUCCCAGAAUGCGAACAAUUCAUGAGCAAAGGCAUGUCUUCCGCAGCUAAGGAGGCUGACCCGGAAUAA
Messenger RNA from Caenorhabditis briggsae, 2568 nucleotides. The record is from RefSeq and is a predicted model, not a curated record. NCBI's taxonomy places the organism in Eukaryota, Metazoa, Nematoda, Chromadorea, Rhabditida, Rhabditidae. Gene Ontology annotation, molecular function: UDP-glycosyltransferase activity. The transcript is spliced from 16 exons. The coding region runs from base 1 to 2568 and encodes 855 amino acids.